AUGGAAAAAGGGUGUCGGGGGGGGGCGAGGAUUUGUCGACGAGCUGGAUCGCGCCCCGUGGAAGUGCCGCCCUGCGUACCCGCCGCUUCCCAGGAGGAGCUUUCCUCCGCGCACCCCGUCGGACGGGACUGCAUGCUAACCGGAGAGAAUAUUGCUGAAGAAUCCUUUGUUAUGGUUGUCGUACCUAUGGGAGUGGUUCUAAGGAGGCGUCUCAUUUGGCUUAUCCGUGUUGCCCUAGGAACUCAGGGUGGAAAGGGUCUUCCGUGUAGAGAGUUUGAGACUGUUGUUGUAAAGUCUAAGCAUUAUGCGUAUCUAUGUAUAUGUGCACACAGGAAACCUCGACCUGUUUCUCAGCUGGUUGCACAACAGGUUCCUCAGCAAUUCGUGCCCCCUACACAAUCAAAGAAAGAGAAAAAAGACAAAGUAGAAAAGGAAAAAAGUGAAAAGGAAACAACAAGCAAAAAGAACAGUCAUAAGAAAACCAGGCCAAGAUUGAAAAAUGUGGAUCGAAGUAGUGCUCAGCAUUUGGAAGUUACCGUUGGAGAUCUGACGGUCAUAAUUACAGACUUUAAGGAGAAAACUAAGUCACCACCUGCUUCCAGUGCUGCUUCUGCAGAUCAACACAGUCAGAGUGGUUCUAGCUCUGACAACACAGAAAGGGGAAUGUCCAGGUCAUCUUCACCCAGAGGAGAAGCGUCAUCACUGAAUGGGGAAUCUCAUUAAAGUUUAUUUCCUCCAGUUUCCUUAGUCUCUUCUCUACAAAACAUGCAAAUCCAUAACUUGUCACCUGUUACCACAUUUUCAUGACUGAUUAUUCAUGCACAAUUGGUAUGUUGACUGGAACAUAUUUAUGCAGUUUUAAAAAAAGAAAAAAAGUGCAGUGGUAGAAACAAUAAUUUAAAUGCAAUCUACAAAUGCUUACAGAGCAUUUUCAGACCAACUUUUUAAUCUUUAUGUAUAAAGGUGCCAUGAAAAUGUGGUUUGAAUGUUCAUUAUGCAGUGUUAUUGGUAAGUCCAUUUUCACUUUUAGUUUAGUGAAUUCUAACACAACUCUUGGAGUCUCUACUAUUGGCAUGUACUGAAUUUAAAUUUUUAUAACAUAGUUCAAGCUGCCUAAAUACGUAUUAUUUGAGAAUUGUGAAACAUAGCUAUAUGUAUGCAAGUCAGAGAUCAACUUAAUCAACUAUUGCUGCAACAGAAUUUUCAUAAUAAUUAUCUUCUUAAAAACACCUGCUGGUACUUGGUGUGGUUAAAUAGGAAAAAUGUUAUUAAAUAAAACAUUUGUAUGAAUUUUUGCCAAUGUUUGACACAUUUUACUAGAUUACUGUUUCUGAAUUAUGUUGAUGGCGUUACCAAUAUUUUUUCACACUUAAAAAACACUUAUUGUAAUGUUUACAAGCAAAAUAGAAAAUGUUCUAAGCAUUGAUUGGUUAACCUUACAAUUCAGGUAAAGUACGACAUUGUCACUGUACACUGGUAUUCUAUGUUGUGUAACAAAUACGGAACCUCAGAUGACUAUGCAUUUGGCAAAAACUAACAUUUGGACAUAGGAAAAUUUGGAAAAGGUUUAAAAAUAACAGAAGUGCAGUUCUCGUUUCUGCUUAGUGCUGUUUCCUUGCCCGAAAUUUAUCUAGUGUCCUAUAGCGACUUAUCAUUUCAUUGCAGGAAUAUCAGAUGUUGCACAAGAAUAGGGAAAUAACGAUACUAUUAAUUUUUUGUUCCUGAAUCAAUUUAUUUAAUUUUUAUUUGGCCUAUUAAAAUAUAGUAUGUCAUAAAUCACAUGAAAAAAUUCAGUACCCUACUUUAUGGCAUAAAUUGUCAACAUUUAUGCACUUAGCAAUACACUGACACAGAGCAGAACUAUUUACAGUCCCAUCUGGUAUUAUGUAAAAUCACCAAUAAAAUAUUUUUGUCAAUACAGAUUUUGCAUUUUUGUUUACAACCAAUAAGUGUUUUGAUACACACAUGCAAUCCAUGUAUAGAUUUUAAAUUAUAGAUUCAGGUUCAGUACAAAAGUCCAUUUAGCUCCUUUUAGUGAGGUAGUCCACUUAAGGUCCUGUGAUUCUUUUCUUUUUUCAUUCAAAAUAAAUAUAUUUUUAAGCCCAUGUAAAAGUUGGAUGGACCUUCCUGGUAGUGAAUCCAGCCCCAGAUUAUUACCAAUGAUAACGUAUGAUACGUUGUCUUAACAGCUAAAACAAUGGAUUUUUGUAGCCCCUGACAAUUGUGAUGUUUGGUGGUUUCUUGUAGUAAUGUAUUUUUCUGUUUUUAAUACAGUACUUCUACAGGCACAAUGGUACUGUUCUAUUUUGUAAGAUGCUAGUUGUAAAAUACAGUUAGUUGCAUAAAAUGAAAGUCUGAUGUGAUAUCUGAGAACAUACAUACCUCAUUCCUUGGUGUUGCUGUUUAAACUUUUUAGACAUCAAAUGUUAAUUAUAGGCUAUUUCAGAUGGAUAACUACUGACCUGUUUUAUUAUGUAUUCUGCUUUAUCUUACUAAAUAGUAUGUAUGUUUAUUGCUGUGACCUGGCCAAAUCUUAGUAUCUAUAAAACAA
Messenger RNA from Opisthocomus hoazin, 2551 nucleotides. The record is from RefSeq and is a predicted model, not a curated record. NCBI's taxonomy places the organism in Eukaryota, Metazoa, Chordata, Aves, Opisthocomiformes, Opisthocomidae.